Molecule: messenger RNA, 4249 nt
Organism: Dalotia coriaria
Lineage: Eukaryota; Metazoa; Arthropoda; Insecta; Coleoptera; Staphylinidae
Product: zinc finger protein 236-like
Exons: 10
Coding region: 153-4187 (1344 amino acids)
Biological process (GO): regulation of transcription by RNA polymerase II
Cellular component (GO): nucleus
Molecular function (GO): RNA polymerase II transcription regulatory region sequence-specific DNA binding; DNA-binding transcription factor activity, RNA polymerase II-specific
Source: RefSeq, a predicted model, not a curated record
AUUAUCAGCUGUGGUGUAAGUUUAAGGCUAUGUCGAUUUUCCGUAAAUAUUUACAAUUUCUGUAUGGUUGGGGAAAGUUAAACAAGUGUACUUCACAACAUUAAAAAAGUGUUUUUCAUUUUUUAAGCAUAUGUGAAAAUACCAAUAUUACAAUGGAAAUAUCACAACCAAACAUGGAGUUCUCAGAGGUGUUAUCUUUACCUUGUAACACCAUAACACCAGAAAAACUAUCACAACUGUUUAAAACUCUAUCAGAAAGAAAUAGUACAUUUCAAAUAAUUAAUUUAAGUGAAUUACAAAAUAAUGGUGAUGAUUUAAUUAUAAUAAAUAAUAAUGAUCAAUCUGAUGCCCCAACAAUUGAAGUUGCCAAACCAGAUAAUGAAGAAAAUAUUCAGACAACCACUGCCCAACUAGCAAAAACUGAAACUAAGACAGUGAAAAGAAAAGAACCUCCAAUUAAAUGCCCUUUAUGCAAAAAGGUAUUUGAUAAAGUGUCUAGAUAUUGCUUUCACAUGAAGAAACAUCAAAGUCCCAAAAAGUUCCAAUGCAAGUUUUGUACUCAAAGCUAUAACAAGGAAGUCAAUUACAAAAUUCAUAUGACUUUACACAAUACAGGAACUCCUAUGUGUCCAAUUUGUGAUAGAAAAUUCCAAAGAGUUGCCAGCCUAAAGGCACAUUUAGUUGUGCAUGAAGUUGACGAGAGUUUUAGUUGCAUACAUUGUAAGGAUGAAUUUGAAAAAGAAGAUGAGUUAUAUAGACAUUUAGAGAUUCAUGAAGGUGAAGUUAUUGAUAUCUCUCAAAAUGAUGUACCUUUGAGGUGCAACUAUUGCAAUUAUGUAUUUAAUGAUGUUGACAAGUAUAAGAGACACAUACAACUUCACAUUCAGGCUAAGAAGAUAGUUAAUAGUGGAAGAAGUCGAAUGAAACGCAGAGGCAGAACGCGAGAAUACGCUCAUAAAUGUAAAGAUUGUGUAAAAAGCUUCCCAAAAUUAUGCUUGCUAGAGAGACAUCAGAGAACACACACGGGUGAGAAACCGUUUUUGUGCACUAUUUGUAAACGAGGUUUUUCGCAAAAGAGCGCCCUUAGCAUACAUAGCAAGCGCCACGAAGGAAACAAACCGCAUGCAUGUAUGUUUUGUCCCGCAAAAUUCGUGCAAAAAGGUAAUCUCAUAGCGCAUCUAGAAAAAACUCACUCAUCAAAUGAACCAGAUGAAAAAGUUUACAAAUGCACGCAUUGCACAUGCGUCUUCAAGAAGAUAUCGUCAUUAAACGGCCAUGUAACACGCCUCCAUUCAGAUUGUGUUCAAGACAGUGGAGAUAUCAUGAACGUAAUGUCGCAAUUGAAAGAAUUGGAGCGACAAUCUGGGCACCAACCUGCAACACAAAAACAGAAUAUUAUUGAUGCGCCUGUUCAGAGUACAGAAACUAAUCAGUCGCAGGCCCAAGAAAUAAUUAAUACGCCGCAGAUUUCCUAUGUUAAGAUUGCAGACAGUAGCAUUAAUGGUAAUUUAAGGAUGUAUGAAAUUAAACAAAGAACGGUUGGUGAACAUAGAUGGUACUUGUGUUCUGUUUGCAACAAAGAAUUUAAAAAACCAUCAGAUUUGAUACGACAUAUGAGGAUACAUACCAAAGAAAAACCAUAUAAAUGUCCUAAAUGUGACUUAUCAUUUGCUCAAAAAUCCACAGUUAACAAUCACCUCGCCACACAUAGUAAAAACGAGUUUGUAUGUGCGUUUUGCAAGAAAAACUUUGGAUCAGUACGCUCACUAAAUGUACAUUUAAAGAAACAUGAACAAUCUGCAGUUGCACGUAAAAAUCACUCCUACAAAUGUUCUGGAUGUGACAAAACCUUCGAUACACUUGAGUCAGCAAACUUGCACAUGAAAUUACACGAAGUACCUGAUGAUGGCGGUAUAAUUCUGCUUGAAAAAGAACCACAGGUUGAAAUGUUGCAACCACUGAUUGAAACUGACCAAGGAUUAUUUUCCAUAGCACCUCCGAAACCCAAAAUUCCGCUAGCAACACUCGACGAAUACAAAGAUAGACCAUUUAAAUGUCACAUUUGUAAUGCGGCCUUUAUACGUGGUGCUCAUUUGAAGAAACACAUGGCGUGCCACUGCAUUAAGAAGGAAUUUACGUGUUCAAUUUGUUUAAAGCAAUUUGUUACACACUCUGCUUUAAAAGAGCACUUAAUGUACCACAAACGAUCAAAAAAUCAUUCUUGCCCCGAGUGUAAAAAGGCAUUUAUGAAUGCGAGUAUGUUACAGCGCCAUAUCACGUCACAUAAACUUGUGAAACCUUUUCUAUGCCCGUAUUGUAAAAAGCGAUUUAGGGCAAAGGAACAUUGUCGAAAACAUAUUGCAAGGCAUAAUAUAAAUGAAUCUACAACAAUCAUUGAAAAUAAUGAAAUUUCCCAAAUUGAAAAUAUACCAGAGACGUCAGAUCAGAAUAUUCCGGACGAUAAUUUGAUUACUUUCAAUUCAUUAGUGGGAGAUGGUUUAAACAGUGUUAUAAAUUUAGAAAACGUAAAUUUACCUGAAAGUACUGAACGUUUAAAGACGGAUACCACGACAGAACAUGCAAAAUAUGAGAACAUACCGCAAAUUCAUAUACAAGAAGGAAGACAAUGGUAUUACAAUAUAGAUGACAUUCAUUUAUUGGAAAACGCAGAUGUUAAUGGACUAGAAUCACAAAUGAAACUACCAAAUUCCGAUUCUAUUUUGCUCAAUCAAGUUUCAGACCUCCAAGAAGCAACAAAGUAUGAUCUCACAUCUGCGCCAAAUUUUUUUGUUAGUCUAGAUGGCCCUAUGAGUAUAAGCAAUGAAACAACGUUCAAUCCAAACUUGAUCUUUAAUUCAUCAUACAAUGGGGUUGAUCAUCCAUCUUCGCUUCCAAUGACAAUCUUGCCUGACACUGGUACAUCGAUGAUAAACUCGAUUGUACCCGUCACUUUAGUAACGGAAAAUGCGGAAAUUAAAAAUGAUACUGUUACAAAAGAUAUCAAUUAUUUUAAUAUAUCACUUCGGGAUUUCUUGGAUGUACGGCCGAUGAAUUCACAGGAGGAACUUGCAGAUGAUACACCGGAAUAUGUUUGCUCUAAAGAUAAUAUUGAGCAGCAAACAAUUGAAGUUAGUAAUGUAGAUGUAGUAGAAAAGGAAAACGCCAUUGAUACGCCUGUGGAAUAUUCAUGCCCGAAGUGUUUCAAGCAAUUUAAUGAUGAACAUAGGGUGAUUAGGCACAUUUCUGCGAAACAUAAAAGUUUUGUUGAUCAUACCUGUAAGUUUUGCCCAAAGAAAUUCAAAAAGAAAUCGGAUAUGGAUAGACAUCUCAGAACCCAUACAGGAGAAAAACCGUUCACGUGCACGAAGUGCGAGAAAGCAUUCGCAAUCAAGUCCACACUUAUGUCACAUCUUCGCACGCACAAUCCUAAUGACAUCAAACCGUUCCCAUGUCUUGUAUGUAAUUCGCGUUUUGGUUCCGCAAAAAGUUUGAAAACACACAUGCAGACGCACGUGGACAAAGCGCCGUUUCGAUGCGAUAAGUGUACCAAAACGUUUAAACGCCGCCAUCAUAUGGUGACUCAUAUGCAAUCACACGAGAAUAAAACGAAGAAGUUGACAAAAAUGGACGCGGUUACUUUUCUGCAAACGUUUGUGUAUGAAACCAACGACAAAAUCCAUGAAGAACAGCAACAAGCCGUUGAAGCGGCCCCAGAAGAAGUGAUACCAACAGCGAAUUUAUUUACUGAUGAGAUACCAGGAUUUGGGGACAAUAUAGAUCCAGUUACUAUUAGAGUUACCUACAAUCAACCAAUUUCCUUUACGAUUGAGGAUAGUAAUAAUAUUAUUCCUAAUGAAAAAGGGGAAUAUUUCGUUGCGGAACCUGAGUUGAAUCAAGUGUCAGCAAAGGACAAGAAAUUUCAAUGUGAUGUUUGCCUGAAGUAUUAUGUCACAAAUUCAGUUCUUCGAAAGCAUAAGAGGACAUUGCACGGAGAACACAAGUGUGAUAAGUGUAACAAAGCCUUCAGCACGAUACCGCUACUACUCAAACAUGACAGUGUUCAUGGCGGAGAUCGGCCAUUUAACUGUACUCAGUGUACGAAUAGUUUUUCCUCUGAAGCUAAUCUAAAAGUUCAUUGCAAGAGAAUGCACACCGGAUUGGACAUGGAAAGUAUUGUUACGUUUUAAUAUUUUAAUUAUCAGGAAUAAUUUUUUUUGUACAUUUUGAAAAUAAACUUGUUUUUAUAUUA